AUGAAAGUUGCUCGAUUAAUUCCAUGUCCUCAAGCUGAUUUAUUAAAUAUAAUACUUCGUCUUUUACUUAAUCUAUCAUUUGAUCGUGAUAUUCGUGCACAAAUUAUUCGUAUUGGUUUAUUACCAAAAUUAGUCGAUUUAAUUGAUGAUGAAAAUCAACGUUUGAUUUGUUUAUGUUUAUUAUAUCAUUUAAGUAUGGACGAUCGAACAAAAGGUUAUUUCACAUAUACAAAAUGCAAUCAACAAUUAAUGAAAAUGAUUAUUGAUUGUAAAGAAGAACGUCUUGAACCAGAAGUUAUUGCAUUAGCAAUAAAUUUAGCAUUGAAUCCUGGUUGUGCUGAACAAUUAUGUGACUAUAAACAUGGAAAAGGUCUGAAAUUACUUAUGAAAAGAGCUUAUAAAUAUAAAGAUUCAUUAAUUAUGAAAAUGAUACGAAAUAUUUCAUCACAUGCUUCACCUGAUAUUAAAAGUCAAUUUAUUUCAUAUGUUGGUCCCUUAGGUGAAACAUUAGUUACAGAAAAAGAUGAAGUAUUUCUUACAGAAGUUGUUGGUACAUUAGCUAAUUUAACAAUACCUGAUAUUGAUUAUCAAGCUUUAAUGGAUGAAUAUGGUCUUGUUGAAUGGAUUAAAUCAAAAUUAAAACCAAAUUCAGCUGAUGUUGAAUUAACAUUAAAUGUUGUUGUACUUGUUGGUACACUUUGUGCUGAUGAUGCAUGUGCUGAAGUCCUUGCAAAAAGUGAUAUUAUUCAAAUUCUUAUUGAACUUUUACAUGCUCAACAAGAAGAUGAUGAAAUUGUUUUACAAAUAUGUUAUGUAUUCUAUCAACUUUGUUUUCAUAAAUCAACUCGAAAUGUAAUUAUUAAAAAGACAGAGGCACCGGCUUAUUUAAUUGAUCUUAUGCAAGAUAAAAAUAAAGAAGUACGACGUGUUUGUGAUAUGACACUGGAAAUAAUAAGUGAAUGUGAUCCCGAUUGGGCAAGUCGUAUUAAACUUGCUCGUUUUCGUAAUCAUAAUCAAACAUGGCUUGAAACAAUUGAAGGACAACAAGUUUCAUAUGAAGAUGAUGAACCAACACCAAUAAAUAAUACAGGACCUUAUGGUUUUGAUCCAAUGGCAUUUGGAGAUCAAGAUGAUUAUCUUGAUCAAUUUGGUUAUAAUGAUGCAGAUGAAUUUCCAUUAGAUGGUCGAGAAUCACCAGAUAUGAAUCAUUGGAAUUCAAUUAAUAGUGGUGGUGAGAUGGAUAUUGAUAGUAAACCGUUUCUCAAAUCUGAACCGACUAAUACUAAUAAUCGAAAUACUAAUCGUUCAGGAACUAAUAAUACCAUUAUGAAAAGACGUGGUGUUUAUGAAUAA
Molecule: messenger RNA, 1353 nt
Organism: Rotaria sordida
Lineage: Eukaryota; Metazoa; Rotifera; Eurotatoria; Philodinida; Philodinidae
Source: the annotation of a GenBank genome assembly